AAUUCAUUUUUCGUAUUCUAUGAAGAUUCUCAAGAUUAACCGAUUAUGUAUUAAUCGAAACAUUUCUUAUUCCACGACCUCUUGAAAGCUAUGUGUAUUAUGUGUUUAUUAUAUCAAUCCUUCAUUGCGCUACGCAUGAACUUGCCGAGAGAUACGACCGCAUGAUCAAUUGCCAAUGUCCUUCUUAUUGUCAGUAUGAAGAGAUCACUCAAAACAGUAAGAUCGCGAUUAAGUUUAUAUUUAAAUUUAAUUCUCGUGAUUCGAAAUAGUGUUAGCAAUACUAUUGUUACAAAGUGUUAUUUGUUAACAAUUUUCAUAAAUAAAAAUACUUUAAACGGAAAUUAGUAUGGCAUUGAGAAAUAUUUCAUUAAAUAUCAAAUUAUUAUUUAUCGUGAUAAUAUUUUUCUCUAUUCCUCAAUUCAUAAAUAGUGAUUCUGAAGUUAAUUACCAUUCAUUGAAUUAUACUGGUUUAGUACCAUUGCAUUAUGAUGUCAAAAUAGAACUUGACUUCGAAAGAAAUAUUCUUUUCGGUGAAUGCAAUAUAACCAUUAAUAUUACACGUCAAAUAACAAAUAUAAGUAUACCUUCAAAAAAUUUCGGUAUACUUAAAAUUGAUGUGAUUAACAACGAUGAUAGUCAGAUGAUUAUAGUGCCGGACUAUUCAUUUAUCGAUGAAACGCACAUUUAUAUUGAUUUCACCAAUUCGCCAAUAAAUGUUUUAUUUCCUGGAACGUAUAUCUUAGAGAUAAUAUAUGUCUGCAGCAUAUUCGAUGACGACAUAUUUCUCGAAUCUUACAAAGAAGAAAUAGGGGAAAAACAAUUAAUAGAAACAGGUGUUGAGCUAAUGAGAGCCCAACAAAUAUUUCCAUGUUGGAACGAAUCAGCGUUCGAGACCACCUUCACAGUUUCUAUAAAGCAUGAUAAAACGUACACAGCCCUAUCAAAUAUGAUUAUAAAUAUGAAAGAAUAUGAUAAUGAAAAUAACAUGAUGUGGACACAUUUUGUCAAAUCGCCUUUUAUGUCCAUUGGACAUUUAACGAUUGUGAUAACCAGCUUGCAUUACAUUCCUAGUUUUAAUACAAGUAUCAAAAUUUGGAAUAACGUUUCCAUGUCACACAAUAUAUUAUAUGUACAAAAAAUUCUUUUCCAUGUCAUGAAUAUUUUACAAUCGAAGACUUGGGCAAAAAUAUCAAAAAUAGAUUACGUUGUAAUUUGGGAUGUCCAACAAUUCAAUAACAUUGAAACAUGGGGAUUCAUUAUACAAAGAGGAGAAGAUAUUACUGUUGAUGAGGAAUUAGAUUCUAUUUCAUACAAAAUUGAAGUGGCUAGCUUAGUGACGCGCCAAAUAAUAUCUGUUUGGUACUAUGAUCUGUUAUGGCCGAUAGAAGGUUUCACUACAUAUCUUACAGCGUACAUCUUGAGAAAGAUUCCGUUGCUAUCUGACAUAUAUAAUUUAUUUAUUGUCCAAGUACAACAGGAAUCUUUUCGUUUUGAUAUUCCAUCGUAUACAAACACUACACUAAACAACAAUAAUGACUUAAGUGUUGAAACAAAUAAGGCUUUUCUUAAUUAUAUCAAACCACCCAUUUUAUGGCAUAUAUUACAACGUUUUCUAAAUAGAGAAGCGCUAUUUUGGAAAAAUAUCGGCACGUAUUGUUAUAAAUAUAAUCAGUCGGUAAAGACCGAUGAUUUAUGGCACAUUAUGCAAACUAAUUUAAAUCAGACUAAUUCUCCACAAUACAUUGAUGUAAAAAAGUAUAUCGAUAUUUGGACGAAAACAAAUUAUUAUCCUGUAAUAUACGCAGAACGAAAUAAUAAGAAUAAUACAAUGUUAUUCACAUAUCUAAGUUCUGAUUUUGAUGACAAAGACGUGGAACAACAACUUCCCGUAUUAGUAACAUUUAAGGCAAAAUUGUUCGGGCAAACACAUAAGAGAGCAUUUUGGCUAUUACCGCAAAAAACAAGUAUUAUUGGAGGACUUGAGAAAUAUGGUUGUGUCAUAGUCAAUGUAGAACAAAGUGGAUAUUAUCGUGUUAAUUAUGAUUCUGAAAGCUGGCUUAAACUUGGGCAGUGCUUAAUCUCUGAGAACUAUAAAGUACAUGCUCUCAAUCAGGCCCAAAUCAUAGAUGAUGCGUUUUACUUUCUCACAAAUAGACAACUCAGUAUUACCACGUUUUGGAAUCUUGCAAGAUUUCUAUCAAAUAACACGAAUUAUAUAGUAUGGUAUCCUAUGAUUAAAGCUUUUGAAUACAUGGUUUGUGUCUUUUCUUUAGAUACUAUGGACGUAACGCUAAAUAUGAUAAACAUAUUGAAUAAAACUCUGCAAGUAAUAGGAUACAAUGAAAACCCGGACGAAAGCACUUUUACUAAAUGUUUAAGAGAGGAAGUCGCAAAAUGGGCAUGUAUUCUCGAUGUUGCAGAAUGCAGAAAAGCAGCCACUUUACAACUAAUAAAAGAUCUUCAAAGUCCUGUACAAGACAAUCGUGUCGCAUGGAAAGAAUGGAAAUAUUGUAGUGGUUUGAUGUCAGCAAACUACACCAUUUGGAACCAUACGUUUCAAAGAUGGGAGACGACAUCUGAUAACAGAAUUUUAGAUUAUUUGACUUGCUGUAAAGAUCCUUUUAUUGUAACCACUUUUUUGAAUCAAAUAAUAGGACUGACAUCUAUUAUCAAAGAACAAAACAUGCGUGUUAAUAUAGUUCUUCUUACUAUUGCAAAGCAUGUAAAGAACCAUUUAGUGCUUGAUUUUCUAUUGAGACGUUUAGAAAGCAAUCAAUUCAAUUUGUGUGGAAAUAGGGAUGUUGAUUUAAUUGUAACAUUAAUUGUUAUUAUUACAAAUAUACAUGUCGUAGAACAAUUAGAGAAGAUAAAUAAUUUUGCGACAUAUCUGGAAGACGGGCGAUUUUUUGAUGUUGUUAAAAAGCAAACUAAGAAACGAAGAGUCGAGUAUUCAAGACAAAACAAAAUGUAUGGGUCCCUCAUGAUAAGAUAAAAGAAAUCCACGUUCAAAAUGUAGGAAUGUAGAAAUAGAAUAAAAAUAAUACAAAUUAUUAUUUUCAAAGAA
Molecule: messenger RNA, 3064 nt
Organism: Linepithema humile (Argentine ant)
Lineage: Eukaryota; Metazoa; Arthropoda; Insecta; Hymenoptera; Formicidae
Product: thyrotropin-releasing hormone-degrading ectoenzyme-like
Biological process (GO): proteolysis; peptide catabolic process
Cellular component (GO): cytoplasm
Molecular function (GO): peptide binding; metalloaminopeptidase activity; zinc ion binding
Source: RefSeq, a predicted model, not a curated record